AUAAAAGAGUUCAUUAGAGAAGUAGUACACAUUACUGAAACUGUUGAGUGUGAAUUACACUCACAAGAUCCAGAAACCAUGAAGACUACUGCAUUUCUGUGUCUGUGUUUCGUAAGCUUCAGUUACAGUCUGGCGAUCAGCUCUGUUGAAGAUGUGUAUGAACGUCUGUGGAAGACGAAUACAGACAUCGCCAACAAAACCCUCGGAGUGGACUUCCUGAGACAAAUGGAGAACGGCAGCCUGCAGGCUGAGCGAUACGUCAACUUCACCAUACAGGACAUCAACUAUCUCCUCAAAGUGACCAAGAUGUUGAAGAAAAUGAGUGCAAAAGUAUCUCAACCUUCGGACCUCAAAGACUUCAUGAAAGACAGAUACACAAGUUAUAAAAGUUUUGCAGACUUCAUCCUUAAUCAGUACUUUUUUAAGGGUGAGCCUUCCAUCCAGCAAACUCCAGCUAUGGUGAAGUAUCUGUCAUUCUACAGGAAGCUGAUAUCAGGAGAUCCGUUAUACUUUGCCGUGGGUCUUCUGCCCUGUUCCAGACUCUGGGUGUGGCUGGCAAAUAAUCUAAACAUACCUCCAACCAAUGCAUACUACACCUGGAGAAAGGAGAACAUGAACGGCCACCCUGAGAAGCACUACAAAGCUCUGCUGAACAAGUAUCUCAACACGACUGACAAAGUGAUGUUUGCUAAUAAUGUGUUUCGUACUCAGAUGCAGAAUGAGCAUGAUUUCUUUUUCACUUCUUGAGUGGUUUGUUUGUAGUUUGUGUACAGUACAGAUGUACAGCUUUUUAUUGAAAAAUGUUCCAAACUAAGCAAUAUCAAACUAUUUCCUCUGAUGCAACAGAAAUGAAUAAAAAGAACUGUUCUUUUCAA
Molecule: messenger RNA, 875 nt
Organism: Triplophysa dalaica
Lineage: Eukaryota; Metazoa; Chordata; Actinopteri; Cypriniformes; Nemacheilidae
Exons: 3
Coding region: 79-747 (222 amino acids)
Cellular component (GO): cytosol
Source: RefSeq, a predicted model, not a curated record